UCUCCAACCUGGUUGAGCCGAACCAUUCCAUUCCUCCAUUCCCCAGCACACACCUAGAUCCAGCAACCACACCAUGGCAGCAGCGCCGCCGGCGCUCCCGGACGAGCAAGAUCAUCCUCCUCCUCCGCCUCCCACCCGACGACCCGGUCUGCCUCCUCCGCGCCUCCCUCGUCUGCAAGGCCUGGGGUUGCGUCGUCUCCCGCCCCGGAUUCCGCCGCCGCCUCCACGAGCUCCACUGGGCACCCCCCCGUGCUCGGCUUCCUCCUCCAGGACUGGAGAAACAAGCGCGUCCCCCGCUUCAACCCCAUCACCGCUUCGUCCUUCUCCCUCGCCGUACCAGAGUCUGCGCAACAAGCCUGCUGACAUCCGCGUCGCUUCCAGUGACUGUAGCAGCCAAGAAGGAGCUGCCUGUUUGUGGGGGCGGGUCUCAAGACGGAGCUAUUUGGGCUUGAAGGAGUUCAUUGCCCCCCUCCGUGUGGACUGAUUAACACUUCUUCAAAGGGACAGCUAGGUACCCCCUUUUUUAAUUUAUGUUUUCAGUUUGUGUCAUCUUUAUGUCAGUCAAAUUCAGUUUUCCUUUCAGUCUUCUUAGUCUCAAGUUUUAGUAUCCUUAUUAGUUUGAGUGUUGCUCCACUGGUGAUUCAAAAAUAUUCAUGAAUUUGGAAAAAGUUUGCAGAUUUCAGAAAAGGUUCAUGAAUUUUUUUUAAGUCUUGGAUUAAAAAAAUUCAUGGGUUUGAUUUUUUUCAUGAAUUGGAAAAAGUGCGCGCAUUUGAAUCCUCUGCAAAAUUGAAAAAAGUUCAUGAGUUGAAAAAUUGUACAUGAAUUUAAAAAAACAUGGAUUUGAAACAAGUUCACGGGUUUUGAAAAAAGGUUAAUGAAUUUGUAAAAAGUUCAUGGCGAUCGGGCAUGGACGGGGGCAGUGCAACUCUAGCACAGACAGGGAGUCAAUAGUUGGAUGCAGAAUGGGCGACCAGAUUCUAGGCAGGAGCCGGCAUAGCUUGUACGGGCGGUGCCGAAGUGCGGAUGACCGGCGGGUGGUCAAACAUGAGAUGUGGUAGUGCUGGAAGGACCGGAUAUUUUUAGGCGGCUGCUAAAUCAUCCGCCUAGCCAGCCGUCCGAUCUGCCCCUGGUGGCCGUUCGAUCACGGCAACACAGCCCCACUCCAUGUCUUCCUCCUCUGAUCCCAUUUCACGAGAGAAACACAGCACCCAUUGUGGCACAUGUGUCGUGGGACCUCGCGGCACCGAGCCAUCGGCGAGCACUGCAACGCAGCUCCAAGAGCCGCCCGCGACCGCUACAUCGCCGACGGUCCUCCGGGAGCCCGGCGUGCAGCACCGGGACCACUGGCGUGCGGCUCCAUGGCAACACCAAGCGCGGCAAGAAAACUUCAAUGCACCGACGACGUCUCCGGUGAAGCUUCAUUGCAGCUCCAGCAGCACUCCAUUGCAGCCCCGGGCGGCGCUCCAUUGCAACUCUAGCACGCGACAAAAAGCUCCAACGCAGCACCGGUGGCGAGCAGCUCAGCCUCCUCCUGCGUGCUGCGUUGCAGCAUCGGCGCCCGCCUCCGGCCUUUGCACUGCGUUGCAACACCGGCGGUGAGCAGCCCAGCCUCCUCCUGCGUGCUGCGUGCAUCACUGGCGGCGAGCGGUGUCGCCCUCCUGCCUUCGUGCUGCGUUGCAACACCGGCUGUGAGGAUCAACAGCUGGUGGUUGCGACGCCCCUCAUUCGCGGCACCAACAGCAACUAAUUGUGCCGGGAUGCAGCAGGUGCUGGUUGCCGUCGUCCCUCCCGAUUCGCAGCAGUGGUGGCUGGUGGUCGGCGUUGCCAUGGAAGCCCUCCCCUCUCAGAUGUGAACAACGAGAGAUGGGGAAAGGAAAGAGACGAACGUGGAGAACGCGUGGAGGAGAGUGAAGGGAUAAGGCUGAGGGGAAGCGGUGGACUAGCCCACAAGGGCACGUGUCGAGCAGGGGACAAGGUUUACAAAAUGAGAGAUCAGUCGGUUGGAAAUAAACGUUUUUCAUAUUUUUAUCACUUGCUCUGUUCACCAUAUACACGACUGACAUGUGGGCUCACUUUUGUUGAGGUGUUUUUCUAAGAAAACUAUUAUAGAAAUGAGGGACACAAGUGUCUUUUCAUGUGCCAAUUAAUACCGUUUGCUGAAAAUAUGGAGGGUAGUGUUGGGAAGGAAAUUCGGAACCGAUGUCAAAUAGGGAAGAAAAUAAUUUUCAGAUCAAAUAGGAGAGACAUGCCUAACCCCUUUUAACAAACUGCUUGGGCUGAAGCAUUCCACUCAACCACCCAGAUCCAGAUCUAGAGACCACCAUGGCAGUAGAGUUGUUGACGCUCCCGGGUGAGCUCUUCGAAGAGAUCCUCCUCCGGCUUCCCCCCGAUGAGCCAGCCUGCCUCCUCCGUGCCUCCCUUGUUUGCAAGGCCUGGGGUUGCGCCGUCACCUGUCCCAGCCUCCGCCGUCGCCUCCACGAGCUCCAUCGUACAACCCCCGUGCUUGGCUUCCUGCACGACCGUCGCGACGAGAGCAUCUCAGACUUCAUCCCCACCACAAUAUCGUCCUUCUCACUCACCGUUCCAGACCGCCGGUGCUGGCGGGCCCUCAACUGCCGCCACGGUCGGGUCCUCUUUCUCUCUAACUCCAAGGGCCAAAACACCGAGGAAUUUCUCCUGUGGGAGCCAAUCACGGGUGCCCAACAGCGCAUACCGGCGCCCGUGGCUUACGACAACAUAAGUGCGAACGUGAUUGUGUACCCACCUGCCGCCGUGUUCUGCACAGCGGACGGGUGCGACCACCACGACUGCCUGGGGGGGCCUUUCUGCGUGUUGUUCAUCUUCUCUGUCAACAACGUAGACACUGACGAUGACACUGACGACGACGGUUUCACGUGGGCAGGCAUAUACUCGUCAGAAACUGGCACCUGGGGCGAGCUGACCUCAUUGCACCCCUUCUGGCCCAUGUGCUUCACAUUUUAUUCCAGUGUGCUUGUUGGGAGGUCUUUGCUCUACUUCAUGUUUGAUGAUGGGUCCAUCCUAGAGUAUGACCUUGCACGGCACGGUCUGGCUGUGGUUGAUCCACCUGAGUCAGACUACAUCGACCAAUGUAACAUCAUGCUGGCGGAGGACGGCGGACUAGGUGUUAAUGAAGUUAUGAAUUUGCACCUCAAAUUGUGGGCACGGGAGGCGAGUGAUAUCACUGAUGCACGAUGGGUGCUGAGCCGAGUCAUCUACCUCGGCAGUUUGCUCCCAAUUAGUGCUUUUGUGGAUGCAGAGACUAGAGUGCUAGUGUUGGGCUUUGCCGAGGGAGCAAAUGUCAUCUUCGUGACCACGGUUGCUGGCGUCUUCAUGAUCAAACUACAAUCAAAUGAGGUGAGAAAGGUGUGCGAUGAUCAUGGCUUUCGUAAUUUGAUUCCAGUUGUCAGCUUCUACACUCCUAUGCCUCGAGUUGAGCACAAGGAUCUGUCGUUGAAGCAUAGUGAGGAGGCAGAUGGUACCGACCAAGAAGGGGAGGAGGAGAAGACAGCAGAUCAUGCACAACAGUUGAUUAACAAUGGGUCCAAUGUUAACAAGGAGGGGGACUUUGUCAACAUCCUCGAAUGCGCUAUCCAUGCCACAGAGAACAGGGUUCCACCUUGUGGGGAAGUUGCUCCAAAGUGUACCGGCACGGUCAACAAAUAUGGAUGCAGCUUGCUAUGUGAAGCUCAAGAGGCGUCUGAUCCUUUGGGUGAUGUCCCCAAGAGUGCGCGGAAUGAAGAGUCCGCGAAGAGUUCAGAUAGAAUCCACAAAGAUGGUGCUGGGAACUCAGAAAACCUGCAGUAGCAAUGUCGAUGAUGCUCCAAUUUCAGAGAAAGGUGAUUCUGAAUAAUGUGUUCUACAUACUCGCGACUCAGGGCUGUAGUGGCGAUGCCAGGGCCGCAGUACUGUGCGUUGAAAUACUCUUAAGUUUGCAUUAUUAUCUAGGCAUAUGUAUAUGGAAUAAUUUCUCAAACCAGUCGUGGAACCCUCUGCCAUCAACAUGGCACAGAUUGAAGUGUGUUUGGGACUUGGAACAGUUUGCUAUGUGGACAUAUAUCUUAAACUAUCACCAUCAUUCAUUCGAUA
Triticum urartu is the source of this 4107-nucleotide messenger RNA. RefSeq lists its product as uncharacterized. The record is from RefSeq and is a predicted model, not a curated record. NCBI's taxonomy places the organism in Eukaryota, Viridiplantae, Streptophyta, Magnoliopsida, Poales, Poaceae. Gene Ontology annotation, molecular function: protein binding.